ACACACACACACACACACACACACACACACAAUGCACAUCCCUUUGUUUCCUAAAUAUCCCCAAGUCAGUGCCAGUGUUUUCUUGUGAUCUGUUCUGUUUCCCAUUUUCAUGAAGUGCUUGAUUAGCUACUGUAUGUGCACUUUCCACUACUGUGACAUUCACUGAGCAUGUACACUAAUGAAGGAAUCAGCCUUAAAUCACUGUUUCUUUUCUGCAUUACAAAAGAAUAAAGAAUCAGCUAAAGUAAACUUCAAAACACUUUUCUCUGAGUUGAACAGACAGAAAAGGUAAUCACUUACAGAUUGUGUCCUAAUCAAAAAGUCUCCAACCAGGGGUUAAUGUGAUCAUACAGAUGGCCAACCAGUCUACUAGUCUUCCAAUUAUUAAACAUUUUAAACAUAAAUGUGACUAAAUGCUGAGUACUUUCAUGUAAAUAUUACAGAACAUGUAAACACAGAAUGAAGUGCAUGUCCCUAAUUGUACAGAUCCAACUUUUGUCCUGAUUAUGAAAGCCCAACUCACAAUAUCUGCAGAGAGCAAGUAGAAGAUGGUACCACAAUGAAAAACUUAUUUAUCUCCAACUAUGCUGCCACAACAAGUGCGAAAUUUUAAUAGUAAAUCUAGUCUGAAAGGUAUGGUGUUUCUUCCACACAGAAACCUGAUUUAUUACUAUUUUAAGGAGUAUGCAGCAUUAAUGAAUUUGUUGGUGAAACCAAAGUGUGAUAUACCAUAAGCAUGAGCUGACGCCAUCUAGCGGUUGUCCUAACCGAUCACCUUUUGGACUCAGAGAAAGAGAGGGAGAGGAGUGGGGUGGGGGUGGGAGAACCUUGAUUGCGAAUUACGGCGGUAGACUGUGUGACACAUGAACUAACAAGAUGGCAAAACAGCUCCCUGUUAAAUGGGCUCAAGUCCAAAUGGCCUCCAUCUGAAACUCUGAUUUGCACACAACUGGGGGAGUGCGACUAAUCCAAUCUAAUUUCUGGACACAUAAAUGGUCGGUGAUUCAUUGAAAAAUCAGGAGAGUCUGUGAAACUGUGGAGCUAUACCUCCUUGCAUUUCUAAUUUCAUUAAAGACACAGACAGUGGUAUGGCUGCGCUUCCGCAACGGCGGAGUGCGCCGACUGCUCGGGGCUUUUUCGCAAGGGAGUCGUGUACCGAGAAAACUGACGUCAGAUGAAUGUGUGAAUGACUUUACCGCGUGCUGUCAUGACACAGGCGAUUGGAGCUGCCAGCUCUCACAAAACGAGCACUGAAAUCCUCAGCAAACAAUUAACCCCGAGUGACUGCAACUGACUGACUGACUGUAUAUUUUAAACUUUAAUGAACGCUCGGCUUAUCCAAAGUCAUUGCGAAUUCAUGAUUUAGUUCUGAGGGGGGAGAGCGACGCUGCAUCCCUCUGACAGAGUCCACUUGUGCCAAGAGUCAGGGAGUCUUUGAAAGCCACCGGAGCGGACCCGACCGGCAUAUCAAUCACAGUGACUCGCUGGGUUUGUACCGCCGAUAAAAGAGAUUGUUUUAAAGGUGUGCGCGAGUGUGUGUGUCUGUGGUGUGUGCGUGCGUGUGCGUCGGUCUGUGUGUGGAGGAAACAGAGAGGGGAAAUGGCACCUUUUCUGUAUGAAGAAGGGAUUACAGCAACAGACACUGGCAAACAAAUGUAAAACCCAGUCCUCUUCGUCUUACCACGGGUGCGCACCAGAGAAGAGGCGCAGGAUCAUUGAUUCGCACCUUGUGGUUUUGCGCUGCGUAUGUGACAAGAGCAGAGAGGAAGCCGUGAACGGUGGGAUUAAGGAGUCCUUCUCCUGAACAGAAGACUCAAGUUGUUCAAUCAUGAACGCCGGGUUACUGUUUUUGCUUGUCUGUCCUGCGGCAUUUUUCGUUGGGCUGCAGUGCACCUCGCCAGUGUCCACAGAAGGGAUGGAGCUCCUCACCGCCAGCUUCAGCAGCAGCAGCGGCGGCGGCGGUGGCAACAGCGGAGAAACCGUAGGCAAAAGAGACUUGAACCAAACCAUAAAGUCCCGGCACAAGAGGAAAACCUUGGCUGUGGAUUUUGCAAUCCCGUCUCUGUUGCGCUAUUAUCUGGCAGAGUUAAUAAAAAGACCCCUGAACGGCGACUGCCAGACUUUUAGCGGAUGUUACAAGGUGAGCGCAAACUUGAAAAUGCAUUGCACACCUUUGCAGAAAACCAUAUCUACUUUUAUGGAUCCCAGGUCGGCUACGGACUCAGCACAGAGGAACAUGUCUGUUGAUGGACAGCUCCUCUUCUUUCACAAGCGGCCGCUGUCCAAAGUUCUGAAAUUGGGCUUGACGAAAGCCAGCAGAAAAUCAAAUCAAGUAGUAGUGGAAAUAGGUGAGGAUAUAGUCAGGACAGGAUGUGGGGGGCUCUCUGUGUACGAGGAGGCCACAGUGUCCACUCUGGAAAUGGACUUCACAACUAUCCUGGAGUGGUGGCUCGGCGCAGAGGGGGGGCGGCUCAGGGUUCGACUCAUGCCCGAGAAAAAGGCACAGGUCCCCGGGAUCGAGAAUCGGUACACCGCGGCCAUACGUGCUGCAGACCCCCGCCUCUUUCUCCAGAUAUCCUCCCGGGGUGAACCAUUGACUGGUAGAACUGCUGCAGGGAUUCCUAGAGGGUACUGGAGCUUCUCCUGGGUAGCUGAGGAUGACCUGAGCUUUCCCAAAGACUCUACACAUAUGUCAGAUCAUCAGUGCACUGGCGACAGCAGAACAUGUGACCAGCACCUGGAGGGUAUCCCAGAGUUCACAUGGAGCAUAGUUGCAGCUGGGGACCUUCGUGAGAAAAGGAAUGAGAAAACCAAAGAGAUGGCGGGAAGUCCUCAGGGUUGGGAGGAAGGUAAGAAUGAAGGUCAGUUCUUCUGGGUGAAUACUUCAGCUUUUGGGGGCCCAUGGGUGCUGAGUCCUUGGCUGUGGGGGGGGCAAGGUCCUUGUAGCCUGGACAUGGCAGUGUUUUUUCACCCCAAGCAAAGUGGGCAAUACACCAUAUGGCUCAUAGAGCGUGAUAAACCACCACUUGCCCUCUUCUCCACUGACACAUUGCCACGCAUCACAGGCUGGGCAGUGGUCCACCUCACCUUGGGCGCCCACAGAGGAUCAGCUUUUCGGGUCUCGGCCAGCUACGAUCAGCGGGUCCCACAGGAUGACACAGCAACCAUUGAGCCCCACUUCACCUCGAACUGCACCAUGGCAUCCUCACCUGGCCUGAACAUCACACUGGAGGGCCGGUACCACUGUUACCAGGGACCUGGGAUUCCACUGGACAGAUUGUGUGACUUCACUGUAGACUGUCCACUCGGCGAUGAUGAAGGCGAUUUAUGCCGCCACUUUCUCAAUGGCAGCUACUGCUCUUUUGAAGAGGGCGAGUGCAGCUGGCAGUCAAUAACAGGUCGUGGUCUCUCCUGGAGAAGACUCCAGUCUCCAGCCAAGGCUACCAGACAGAGCUGUCCAUCAUCAGGUGCUACAUUCACUGUAGAGGGAGGCCAGUCCAAGGGCCAGCGUGGCUCGGCAUUACUGCGGAGCCAUCUUCUCCCCCCUCCUCUGAGAAACUCCCCUUGCACGGUGCGGUUCUGGCUGUGUUCUGGAGGCUUACAGAAGGGCUCGCUGUCUCUAUGGAUAGUGAAGAACAACACAGGCCCUGAAGAGCAGCACAGACUGUGGCAUUCAGCCAGCGAACCCAAAUCUGAGAGGGGCUGGAAACUCUUCAUUAUUCCCCUUUAUGGACUGGCAGACUGGUUCUGGCUGCAGUUCAGCACAGAAGAUGGACCUGGACCAGGUUCAGCCAUUUCUCUUGACAACAUCUCAUUCAGUAUGGACUGCUUCCUGGCAUCCAAUGGCGAGUUUCCACCAAUGGUCACUGGCACAACCAGAAUGCCAUUUCAACCAGCUGUUGGGACUACGCCCCCGUCCAUUGGAAGCCCCUUGAUGAUCUUCCCCACCAUAGACUACUCCAAAAAAUGGGAUUUUCAUACCUGUGGGGCUGUGGGCCCUGAAGGCCCGACUCCCACUCGGUGCCGCUUCUCCUACAUGAACACUAACGUCAACGUGACAGUAGGCACCCGAGGGCCCUUCAAAGGCAUUCAAAUGUGGCAGGUCCCAGAAACUGGCACCUACAGGAUCACAGCCUACGGUGCAGCUGGUGGUCGUAGUGUAUUGGCCAUGAGCAGGUCACAUGGUGUCUACAUAACGCUGCUUUACAUCCUGGUGGGACAACAAGGAGAGGACGCAUGUCCCAAGUCCAAAGGCAUACCGAAUAAGAUCUGCCUGGAACAGAGCGGCCCGAUGGUGAACAAAACUCAAGUGAAGGGGGGCGCAGGGGGAGGUGGCGGUGCUUCGUAUGUGUUCAAGGUGGACAAAGGAGUGUACAUCCCCCUCAUCAUUGCUGCUGGUGGAGGUGGCCGGGGCUAUAGCAGCCAAUCACAGACCCAGCUGGAGCAGAUGGACUAUGACCCCACCCAACCAGGACGUAAUGGGAAAUCAUAUGCAGCAGGUGGCGGUGGAGGUUGGAAUGACAGUGUCCCUGUCAUUCAGGGUGGCCGACCAUUGGUGCUGGGGGGCCAGGGAGGGCAGGCCUGUCAAAAGUUCUGGCAGACCCGCGGCGGCUUUGGGGGCGGCGGAGGAGGGUGUAUGUCGGGGGGCGGCGGCGGAGGCUACAGAGGUGGCAACACCUCCAUAGAUAACAACCCCAAACAAGAUGGUGAUGAUGGCACAUCCUUCAUUGGUCCAGAGGGUGAACCCUUCCUUUAUCCUCUGAAAGGCAUGGAGGGGGAUGGUGAGGUGAUCAUCAGUCCGGUGCAGAACUGCAGCCACUGUGAGAGCGGUGAAUGCCACGAGACCAAGGACAGCGUUGUGUGCUACUGCGAUGAUGACCUCAUCCUGGGACCAGAUCGGGUGUCCUGCAUCAAUGCUACAGAGGUCUUCAAGCUGCCUCCACAGCCGUCUCUCUCCCACUUGGCGCUGGGUCUGUCUGUGGGCACCUCGGCCCUCAUUGCUGCCCUGCUGCUGGCUGUGUCUGGGGUCAUGAUAAUGUACAGGCGUAAACACACAGAGCUGCAGUCUAUUCAGCUGGAGCUGCAGAGUCCAGACUGCAAACUCAGUAAGCUGCGGGCCUCCACCAUCAUGACCGACUACAACCCCAACUACUGCUUCGGCGGCAAGACGGCAUCAGUCAAUGACCUGAAGGAAGUGCCACGGCGUAAUAUCUCCCUCACCAGGGGUCUGGGUCAUGGCGCUUUUGGUGAAGUGUAUGAAGGGCUGGCAGUGGGGAUACCAGGUGAACCAAGUCCACUGCAGGUGGCAGUCAAGACCCUUCCUGAGGUUUGCUCUGAGCAAGAUGAGUUGGAUUUCCUCAUGGAGGCUCUAAUCAUCAGCAAGUUCAGCCACCAAAACAUUGUGCGUUGUAUAGGAGUCAGUCUGCAGGCUAUGCCCAGGUUCAUUCUUUUGGAGCUGAUGGCAGGAGGAGACCUCAAGACCUUCCUGAGGGAGACCAGACCCCGACUGGAGCAUCCGUCUAGCCUGACCAUCGUGGACCUUCUCAAUGUAGCCAGAGACAUUGCCAAGGGCUGCCAGUAUCUGGAGGAGAACCAGUUUAUUCACAGGGACAUUGCAGCUCGAAAUUGCCUACUAACCUGCAAAGAACCGGGCCGCAUUGCUAAGAUCGGAGAUUUUGGGAUGGCUCGAGACAUCUACAGAGCGAGUUAUUACAGGAAGGGUGGGCGUGCCAUGCUGCCUGUGAAGUGGAUGCCACCUGAAGCCUUCAUGGAGGGCAUCUUCACAUCUAAGACAGACACGUGGUCAUUUGGGGUUCUCCUAUGGGAGAUCUUCUCACUGGGCUACAUGCCAUAUCCAAGUCGCAGUAACCAAGAAGUGUUGGAGUUUGUAACCAACGGUGGAAGGAUGGACCCACCGAAAAACUGCCCCGGCCCAGUGUACCGUAUAAUGACUCAGAGUUGGCAGCACCAGCCUGAAGACAGACCUAACUUCUCAACUAUCCUGGAGAGAAUUGACUACUGCUUACAGGAUCCUGAUGUGGUGACCAUGCCCUUGCCUAUAGAGUAUGGACCUGUCCCUGAGGAGGAGGAGCAUGUAGCCAUGCAGCCUGAUGACCCCUCAGUUCCAUCCGUGAUGGUGAAUGCCCAGAUGCCUGAUGGAGAGGCUCCACAGCCACCCCCAUCCUGUCCUACAGAAGAGAACCGGAGAGGUGGGGAGCACACCAUCACGAAUAGCACAGCAUCAGAGGCCAAAGCACAGACAUCAGCUCAGGCCCAGCCAUGUAACCACAGGAACCAGCAACCUCAUACACAGCUCUCCAUUUCCAUGACAACCACUAAUGCAGUCACCUCCACAGCCAUCUCUACAGUCACUGCCAAGGGACUGCACAUCACCACACAGCCCACCCCUGAGGGGGGCCACAUCAAUCUGGCAUUCACCCAGGGCCACCUACCAGAGAAGGACGGCCAAACUGGGAAGAACACCAGUCUCUGGAACCCCACAUAUGGCUCUUGGUUUCUGCAGCAGCAGCAGCAGAGGAAGCAGCAGCAACAGAGGCAGGGAGGGGUGGGGGGCACAGGAGGCAGCAGUGGCAGGGUGCCUGGCGAGGGACAGGAGCAUGUAGGCCGGACGGUGGCUGAGGUGGCAGGGGCAUUGGGUUUCCAGCACCAGCACAAGCAGUUCCAGCAUCAGCUCCAGCUGCUGCACCAUCAGCAGCAGCCAGGUCUCUGUAGACCUCUGUUACCCCCACCACCACCUCCUACUGCCCAGCCACCUCUGCUUUUAGAUUCAGCCACCUUGCCCCCAGUUCCCCUUUACAGACUGAGAAGAUUCCCCUGUGGGAACAUUGGCUAUGGCUACCAGGAGCAAGGCCUGCCACAGGAGUCUGCCUACGGCAACCCCAACCCCUCUCCUCCACCUCCACCCUCCCAGCAGAGCGCCUCCCUGCCUCCCUCAGCAGCUCACCAGAGAGGGGCCUCUAUUCCCACCUCGGUGACCCUGGGUCGGUCAGGUAUGUCAGAGGACAACCGCCCGAUGCUAGUCACCAUGGGGGCAUUGCAGGACCCCAGACUGCCCAGGAUGGAGGGCCACAAUGCCACCGUGCUUUAGCCAGAGCGCCUGUACUGCUGGUCUUGUUUCAGGCCCCUUCUUUGAGACUGUGUGAUUAGGCAACACAGAAGGAAACACUGUGUCAGGACAGAGACCGUUCUACAUCACCCCUACUGUCCCCCAUUUUGGUUCCUUCUUGAUGAGACAGAGCUGAUUGUGUCCAUCAGGAUUUUCCCAUGAGACCACUGGAGGUGUGUUAAAAUCCCCAAUGGAUGCUAAAGCAUAUCAAAUAACUAAUAAGCUUUGGGAAGCAAAAUGUUGAGUAAAGGUUACUUUUCAGUGUUUAAUAAAUGUAUUUUUUCAAUGCUGGAGGGAUCACGACUAAGAACACCACUAAUCAAAUGAAGAGUUUGUGGCACAGGAAGACAAGGGGACAACUUUCCCUCUGAUCGAGGACAUCAGUUGUUUGUGAGAAUGGACUGUUAGCAGGAUUCUUGUCUCUAUGUUUUGCGAGAUUUAAGACUUAAGUCACAAACACUGGUGACCAGUGAGGUUGUCUACAGCUGCCAGCCACAUGUCAGUUCUACUGCAGAGCUCUCACACUGUUCCUUCUCUACAUCCUUUUGGAAAACAGUGUGAAAAAUAACUUGUAUCAGACCAUUUUUCAAAGUAUCACCAAACUGGACACUGGAUUAACAGAGACAUUUAUACAAAAAAAAUACUGAGAAAAUCUUUAUUGAUGUUUGCUUGCCUGCUUGUUUAUUUAUUCAUUUGUUUAUUUAUUAUUUGGAGGUGGCACUAUAAAUGGUGAACAUGCUUUUUCAGAUCCAAACAUUUUACAUCACCUGGUUUUCAGUUUGUUUUUUUAAUAUGCAAGAAUUUCUUUUAGUAAUAUCUAACAAAAAGAAAUUUGAACAAUCCCCAAAUUCAAACCCUAAAUAUCCUGAGUGGUUUGUUAUAAUACUUAGUUGUGUCCUUCUAGGUGGAGCAGAUGGCUCAACACAGCAGUGAAGCAGACUUUGAAGACAAGUUGCCCUUUCUAACAUUUGAGAGUUCAGCUUUUUGUUAUUGCUGCAGAUUUGCAAGAAUUUGUUGCCCUGCUUGCACUAAAAAUCACUGCUUCUUUGACUUCCCUUUUGUUCACUCCAUUUUGCUGAACAAGUGCUUUGAGACAGUUGAGACUUUUUUUAAUUAUGGUUUUUUUCAGUAAUGUUUUAUUAAUCCAUUUCUUGUUUUAAAAAAGUGUUUCUUUCCCUUCUUUGUCUGGAUAUAGAAACAGCAGAUAUUGCUGAAUCAAUCUUAACCUUCAAAUUGCUAUCUUGAAGCACUCUACGCUUUUAAAUUUGCAUAUUUUAUCUUUUCUAUUAUAGGAUGAGUGUUGCUGAAUUUAAAUGAGACUGAGUGAAAUGUUUGAAUACAAAUUGCUCUUGCUCCACAUGUGAAUGAAACACUGGGCCAGAUGGAAACUCCUCCUGCUCAUUUUCACACACAUGGUGUUAACACUUGUCUAUGUUUUGUCUGCUUCUUUCGGUUUAGGGACAGUUGCAUACCGUGUAUCUAUCACAUAAUACCAUGAGUGUGGCGAUGUUGAUAUUUAGGAGAAUGAAUGACAAUAUGACAAUGCGUGUCACAUUUUUGAUGCUUUUGCUUGACUCUAUUUGGCAAUCCUGUCAGUAUGUCUGCUAUAAAGCAAUGAUGAGCUGUCAUGCGUGUGUCACGUUGCUUAGUGACUAAGACAAAUGCAUUCCUGGGCAAGUUAAAUAUUGGCUAAUGAAAAGUACUUUGCUUUGUCC
Messenger RNA from Monopterus albus (swamp eel), 8841 nucleotides. RefSeq names its product ALK receptor tyrosine kinase (gene alk). The transcript is spliced from 30 exons. Lineage: Eukaryota; Metazoa; Chordata; Actinopteri; Synbranchiformes; Synbranchidae. The record is from RefSeq and is a predicted model, not a curated record. Gene Ontology annotation, biological process: positive regulation of kinase activity; regulation of cell population proliferation; cell surface receptor protein tyrosine kinase signaling pathway. Bases 1916 to 7108 code for a protein of 1730 amino acids. Gene Ontology annotation, molecular function: ATP binding; transmembrane receptor protein tyrosine kinase activity. Gene Ontology annotation, cellular component: plasma membrane; signaling receptor complex.